AUGCGGAUUGCUCAGCUCAUCUCUUUGUGCAUCAACUCUCUGCUGGCUGGUUUAGUCAGCGGAGAAGCGUCUCCUCCAGCGCUAAACUUGACCCUGACGCCAAACUUUUCCAAUGGAUUGCUCUCCAGCCUGACGGGCGAGCUUAUCAUUGCAUCGCCCCAAGUCAGCGUCAACCAGACGUUAGUUGCAAUGCCCCUUUAUGUUGCAGAUGCUCCCACGCAGAGAUACGACGGCAGUGCUCUGGAAGCAAGAGACAGCAAUGGCCCGUUGCUUCUCGAAGCAAGUGACGGUGAAGCGUCAGCGAUGACGCAGAUACGCUUUUGGAAUGCCGCUCGCUCAACCAGCGGCGACGUCACACUCCGCUUCACUGGGUACCCGCGUGUAUUCAACAAAUCCAUUCCCGGCGGUCCUCUAUUCGACAUGCGCACCAACGACGACGGCCUUCUCGGAUCACUGUUAGCAUUCGUCCCUGGGCCUGUGGACACGACAACCAACUACACAGUCACAGUGUCAUGGAACUUUACCAACGUCCCUUCGUGGACUCGGGGUGUGUGGAGCUGGGGUGAAGGGCCUGACCCAGUCACCAAAGUUGGCGACAUCACCACGUUCCUGUACUCGUUCUUCGCAGUAGGCCGAAUCGACAGCUACCCACCCGAGACCACAGUCGGAUCCAAAUUCGGAAUGUACUGGUUCCAGCAGCCGCCAUUCAACACCACUGCGGUAGCUUCGUUCAUACAGCGGUUGCUGGACGUCCAGACGUCUUUCUGGGACGACACCAGCGACGACGGCUACCGCGUCUUCAUCCGCUACAACGAGAACAACUAUCUCGGUGGCACCGCUGUGAGCCGGAGCUUCAUGUUCGGCUGGCACAACACCAAAGUUUCCACACUGGACCUCAACUUCUUGCUUGCCCACGAGAUGACACACAACUGGCCCGCGCUCUCCGACUCCGUGUCCAACAUUACCACGUAUGUAGAAGGCCUGGCUGAGUUCUACUCGACGCGCUUACUUUGGCGGAACGGCUUUAUCAGCACUGCUGAGUACGUCAAAAAGGCCAACGCGAUUGUCAAGCAGUACUACACCAGCCCUGCAGUCAACUUGACGGAUGUGGAGGCGCAAGAGCAGGCGUGGCAGUCGCCCAGCGCGCAGAAGGUGCCGUAUGGGAGAGGCUUUUUGUACUUUGCCAAUGUCGAUGCCCAGAUGCGAGAGAGGUAUGAUGGCAUGCUAAGCCUUGAUACUCUGGUUCUCAACAUACUCCAGCGUCAGAGGGGCGGUCUUUCGUACACUUUGGAGGAUUGGUUCGAUCAACUACGGCAGUAUCUCGGCGAGUAUGCCGUUCAAGAGUAUGUGCAAAUGGCCAGUGGUGCGCCGCUCAUCCAGCCUCGGCAGGGAAGUCUUGGGCCUUGUUUUGAAGUUUCUCGGAAAAGGACGAUGCCGGAUGUAUAUCAAUGGGUGACGGAGAAUGGGACGGAUGGUAUUUCGCUAUGUAUCAUUUAA
Molecule: messenger RNA, 1497 nt
Organism: Lasiodiplodia theobromae
Lineage: Eukaryota; Fungi; Ascomycota; Dothideomycetes; Botryosphaeriales; Botryosphaeriaceae
Exons: 1
Coding region: 1-1497 (498 amino acids)
Source: RefSeq, a predicted model, not a curated record